This is a messenger RNA of Benincasa hispida (wax gourd), 808 nucleotides long. RefSeq names its product Integrase-type DNA-binding superfamily protein. The record is from RefSeq and is a predicted model, not a curated record. Gene Ontology annotation, biological process: regulation of DNA-templated transcription. Lineage: Eukaryota; Viridiplantae; Streptophyta; Magnoliopsida; Cucurbitales; Cucurbitaceae. Gene Ontology annotation, molecular function: DNA binding; DNA-binding transcription factor activity.
AAAAGCACCUACCUCGAAACCUCACUCAAUUAUUCCUUCAUACAUAUAUUUCCAACUCUCUAUUUAACUCAACACUUCACAACUUCCCAUCACACUCUCAAAACCCCUACUCUCUCUUUUUUUCUUCUUUAUUUUCAACUCUCAUCCAUUCAAAUUCAUUCAUUCAUUCUCAUGGAACAAGAACCCAAUUACAGAGGUGUUCGUAAGCGUAAAUGGGGAAAAUGGGUCUCCGAAAUCCGCGAACCGGGCAAAAAAACCCGAAUUUGGCUCGGUAGCUACCACCUCCCGGAAAUGGCCGCCGCCGCUUACGACGUCGCCGCACUCCAUCUCCGUGGCCCCGAGGCCCGCCUCAACUUCCCCGAGCUGGCCGAGUCCUUCCCCCGCCCGGCCAGCUCCUCCCCUGACCACAUUCAGGCCGCUGCCCACAUGGCUGCAUUGCAGUUCGCCAACACCAAACCGCCCGAACCGCCGGCGCCGGUUCGGGUGGGGCUGUCCCCUAGCCAGAUUCAGGCCAUUAAUGAGUCGCCGUUGGAUUCUCCGACCAUGUGGAUGCAGAUGGCGGCGGAGGCGCUUUCUUUACAGCCUCAUGAUUUGGACGAAGAAUAUUAUAACAUGCACCAUCAUUCUAUUUGGGAUUAUUCUUCACUCUAAUUACUGUUAACUUAAUUAAUUCUUAUUAUUAGUACUAAUUCCUUCUUCUAAUUAAUUAAUUAACUCCUUUUUUUCCACUUUAAAUAUAUAUGUAUUAUUCCUUUCCCCCAAUGACCCAUCCUACAUAUGUUGUAUCAAUGAUGAGUGUGACUCAAAA